CUCCUGUUCUUCACAGCUGUGUGUGGUGUAUCUCCAUACGUUCCUCAUCGGUAUCACUUUGUGAAUGAGAGUAAAACCUGGACUGAAGCUCAGAGCUACUGCAGACAGACCUACACUGAUCUGGCCACCAUCAACAACAUGGACGAGAUGAAGAAGCUGAACGAGCUGCUGCAGGGUAAAGCUAAGAGCUCGGUUUGGAUCGGCCUGAGCAGGGGGAGCACUGUGAAGUGGUGCUGGUCUCUGGCGAGGGACAAUCCCAGCACACAGAAUAUAACGUACUUCAUCUGGGAAGGAAGAGACCCAGACAACAGAGGAGGAAUUGAGUUCUGUGUUGCAUCCGCUGCAUACGGCUGGUUUGAUGCCAUGUGCUUGACUCAAUAUAAAUUUAUGUGCUAUGAUGAAAAGAUGACGGGCUCUGACAGAUACAUACUCAUCAAUGAGAAGAAGAGCUGGAGUGAAGCUCAGAGCUACUGCAGAGAACAUCACACAGACCUGGUCAGUGUGAGGAACCAGACUGAGAACCAGCAGAUCUCCAAAAUUACAAAUUUUGGAACUGCUUGGAUUGGGCUGUUUAAAGACACCUGGGAGUGGUCGGAUCAGAGCAGCUCCUCAUUCCGAUACUGGAAGUCUAAUCCUGGUGGGAUUGAGAACUGCACCACGGUGUCAGUGACUGACCAGGGUCUCUGGCGUGAUCAGAACUGUAGCAUCGUUUCCCCAUUCGUCUGCCAUGAGGAUAAGCUGGUCUUGAUUCAGCAGAAUCUGAGCUGGGCAGAUGCUCUGAGAUACUGCAGAGAGAAUCAUGUGGACCUGGUCUCAGUUCACUCUGAGGAGAUCCAGCUCUGGGUGAAGGAUGUGGCUCAGAAAGCCUCCACUGAUCAUGUGUGGCUGGGUCUGCGUCACACCUGCACUCAGGGAUUCUGGUUCUGGACGAGUGGGUUUUCCGUCUGCUAUCAGAACUGGGCUCCAGGUAACGGUGCAGAGGGAGAACACUGUGAGCCUGUGGUCAGAACCGGAGCGGUGCAGGCUAGAGGAGAUCAGAAGUGGGUCAGCCUGCCUGAGAACCAGACUCUCAACUUCAUCUGCAUCAAAUAUGAAGAUUAGUCGUGAGUGUGCGGUGCUGAAUUAUCCAUUCUGAUUACAUAUAAAUCCUUUAAUUAUUAUUAUUUUUAUUCUAUUAUAUUUGAAAGCUGGGCAAGUGUAAUGAAGUGUAAUGAAGUGUAAUGAAGUGUAAUGGGAUGGAGUGUAGCUACAGACUGGUAGCUCUCCAGCCCAGAGGGUUGUUGAACCCAAUUGCAGAACAGUUGAUCUCAAAGCAGGUAAACCCAAGAAGAAAGGAAAAAUAAAUGAAUAAAUAAACACACUGCUCCUCACACGGGAUCCAACCCGUGUCGUCAGGGUCGCACUCCAAUACACUACCGCUGCGCCAGUUAGUGAAUUGGGACAUAGCCGGGAAAAAAACGCCCUUAUAAGGAGAUAGGGAGAAGGGAAAACGAG
Astyanax mexicanus (Mexican tetra) is the source of this 1494-nucleotide messenger RNA. RefSeq names its product C-type mannose receptor 2-like. The record is from RefSeq and is a predicted model, not a curated record. The annotation marks the transcript as partial. The transcript has 3 exons. NCBI's taxonomy places the organism in Eukaryota, Metazoa, Chordata, Actinopteri, Characiformes, Acestrorhamphidae.